Messenger RNA from Ornithorhynchus anatinus (platypus), 2139 nucleotides. RefSeq lists its product as uncharacterized. The record is from RefSeq and is a predicted model, not a curated record. The transcript is spliced from 10 exons. Gene Ontology annotation, molecular function: acetylcholine receptor inhibitor activity. NCBI's taxonomy places the organism in Eukaryota, Metazoa, Chordata, Mammalia, Monotremata, Ornithorhynchidae. Bases 367 to 1389 code for a protein of 340 amino acids.
CUCCUUUCUCCUUCCCUCCUGUCCCCUCCUCUGCAGCGCCCAGGGCCCGUCCCUCUCCCUGCCAAUUUGGUCUCUGGCCCAGAAGAGCCGCGGGCCCAGCCCACUGCGGCAGCUGGCACAGCCCAGGACUGGCAGGGGUCGCGGGCCGAGCCCCGGAAAACCCCGGGGGGAAGGGAGGAGGAUGCGGAGGCUGUGGUCACGCACCCGUCCGGACGGGUGCGGGGGAGUACGGCUCUGAUGACCGAACGCAGCAUUUGGCGGGGACGGGCUUCUCCCCAAGCAGCGAAGGGCCCAGGGAGACGAGACGGGGAGCAUUUGCCAUCAGGAGCUGGGCCUGCCAUCCUGCCUGGACUCUUGGACUGCUGAAUGAUGAGGCUGCUGCUCACCAUCUUCCUAGGGGCCGCUGCCGGCCUGCAGCUCGCCCAUGCCCUCCAGUGCCACGUGUGCAGCCACCCAAACAACUGCAUGCAGCCCAUGCGGUGCCCGGCCCUGGUCACCCACUGUAUGACCACCCGCACGUACCAGACCCCGACCCGCAUCCUGGUAUCCAAGUCCUGUGUCCCCAAGUGCUACCCGACGGUGGAAGACAUCUACACCAAAAUUUUCAUCUUGCCGGAAUUGAAGGCCAAAGGUGUACACGCCACAGGUGGAACAAGCAGUAACGCACAGGAUCCACGUGUUCACGUCAGGUAUUAUCACACAUGGUCAAACACUAUCACACCUUCCCACAUGACACAUGCUCACCUGAUGAAGCUGGUCCUGGCAGUUCUCCUGGCAGCUGCCUUUGGGGGGCAUUGGGGUGGGAGUGUGGAAAUGGAUCCGGGGAAGCAGCUUUGGCCAAGCUGGGAGGGCUUCCUGGAGGGGAGUGUUGGGCCUCCCGGAUACCGAUGGGUUCGGCUAUUUGGGCAAGAACGAUUCCCCUACCUUGUUGUUUCCCCCUCCCCUGCUACAAAUCUCCCCUCUCUCAGAUUUAGGCAGCCUAAGGGCCAGGGGUGGAAGCCCAGGCAGAUUCUGUCCUGCAGCUGCAGGUCCGCGGAGAAGAUGUCCGGUGCCUACACCUGUGGCCUACAUCUAGCUCACGCCCUCAAGUGCCAUCAGUGUAAAGACUUCUAUGACUGCAGGGGGCCGGUGAUCUGCCCCCCAUUCUCCACCCACUGUCUCACCGCCUCGUCCAAAUCGAUGGGCCGGACCCUGAUCUCCAAAAUGUGCUACACGAACUGCCCCAACACUAAGGCCUCCGGCUUCGGGGACUACGCCUCCAUUGCCUGCUGCCAGGCCGACUUGUGCAAUCACGGCGGGGUGGCCCACGUGGAGGUCAGCUACGUGACCCUCGUGCUGGGCCUGUCCUUCAGCCUCAUCUGCACCCUCCUCCUCAGGACCGGGCUGUGACCUUCCCCUCUCCCCUCCCCCUGUGGAGAAUCCUAGAAUCCUGAGGACAGAACUCAACUUGUCCCUGUCCCCACUUUGAGAGAGGGUUCUCUCUCUCUUGCCUCUGACGGCGUCCAGGAAAGGAAGGUUCCCCAGCCUCCCCCAGCCUCCCUUGGGCCCUACACUUCCACCCUCAGGAAAAGGCACUGACGCUCCCACACUGGGCCCCAUCCAGACGGGCCCUCGGAAUCACUGCCAGGCUUGCUUGGAGAGUUUUCCCUCACCUCUGGCCACAGGACAGCCUGUGCCCGGGCUCUGACUCCCUCCCUGCAUGGAGAAUCCGAGAAUUCCAAAGACAGAGCUCAACUUGUCCAUGUCCCUGUCCCCACACUCUACAGAUGGGGUCUCUCUCUCUCUCUCUUCUCCCUCUGAUGGUCUCCAGGAAAAGAAGGUUCCUAGACCUCGCCCGGUCUCCCCUAGUCUCCCCUGGCCUCCCCUGAACUCUGCCCUCCCUCCCUCAGGAAAGGGGGCUGACGCUCCCACACCGGGCCCAGCCCAGACCGGCCCUCAGAAUCACUACCCAGGAUUGACUGGCCCCUGUUUGGGGAGAAAUCCCCCCUCACCUCCAGCCAUAGAGCAGCCUGUGCCCCCGACUCUGGCCCCCCCUUCACCCCAUGCCAUCCCCAGCUCAGCCGCACAAGGCUGAGACGCCACCACCUCCUCCACUACCCCAUUAUUAUUAUUCUGAAAAAUAAAAAUCGACUGGAAACA